CGCAGUCGCUCGGACCAAAACAGGAACUAAGACAUGGCAUCCGUCUUCGGUGGAGUAGAAGGUGGAGGGACCCACUCCAAAGCAGUGUUGCUGUCUUCAGAUGGAAAGCUCCUGGUCGAGACAACUGGACCGUCCACCAACCACUGGUUGGUUGGGGUGGACAAAUGUAUCGAAACCAUCAACGAGAUGGUCCAGAGAGCCAAGGUCGAGGCAGGACUGGAUCCAAACACACCGCUGUGCUCACUGGGCAUGUCUCUGAGUGGAGGGGAGAAGCAGGAUGCCAACGACAGACUGAUGGCUCACAUGAAGGAACGCUUCCCCAGCCUCAGCGAGCACUACUUCAUCACCACCGACGCCAUCGGAGCCAUGGCAACGGCCAGCGACCGUGGGGGUGUAGUCCUGAUAUCAGGAACUGGCUCUAACUGCAAGUUAGUCAAUCCUGAUGGCUCACAGAUCGGCUGUGGAGGCUGGGGUCACAUGAUGGGCGACGAAGGAGCAGCAUUCUGGAUUGCACAUUCGGCUGUGAAGACGGUGUUUGAUGCCAGUGACAAACUGGUUGAGCCUCCUCACGACAUUACACAUGUUAGAAAAGCCAUGGAGGAGUACUUCCAGGUGUCAGAUCUCAUGGGCAUGCUGCCACACCUCUACAGAAACUUCCAGAAGCCCCACUUUGCAGGUUUCUGCAAGAUACUGGCCGAAGGUGCACAAGCAGGGGAUGCUCUCUGUCAGUAUGUGUUCAUUCAGGCUGGGAGAGUCCUGGCAAAACAUGUAGAAGCAAUUUUACCCGCAACACAGGAGCCUUUAUUGAGCGGUGCCCUCGGCCUACCCAUCCUGUGUGUGGGCUCAGUGUGGAAAAGCUGGGAGCUCCUGAAGCCAGGCUUCACUGAGGUCCUGAAUACAGUAGCAUCAUCUGACAAGUUCAAGGGCCGUUUCCGUGGCUACAGCCUCCUGAUUUUGCAGCAGUCGUCAGCCGUCGGAGGCGCCAGUCUUGCGGCUCAGAGUUUAAGUGCCACUUUAACUAUGGAUUAUGCAGCCAAUGCCAAGGUCUUCUACCAACACACCUUCAGCAGCAGCUAAUGAGAAGACAGCUGAGGAAGAUGUACUGGCCAGUUUGCAAUUAUUGUCAUAUUUGUAUCAUGACGACUAUGACCAAACAACAAGCUUGUAAGAAAAUAUUGCACAUAAUUUCACUACAGGAUACCAAAACAGUAGUUGAAAAUAUUCCAGAAGUCAGUGGUUUGGCUUUAACAGCUGUGUGACAGAUAUCCAAACUUUUAUUUUACUGUUAAAGCAUUUUUAUUUUAUUUUUUGCACUUUUAAACACUAGUUCACAUUCAUGAUUGACAAUAAAAGCACUGUGAAAUGAAAUAUUCUCUGACCCUCAAAAAAUUCCAAUGAAGUGGAGAUCCAUUAACUAACUUUAUGUUUACAAAUUUAGAAAUUAGUACAUUCAAGGGCAAGUUUUGUAAGUCUUCACAGAUUGUUAAAAGUACUUUGUUGUUUGCUUGUAAAUUGCACCAUUAGAAUAAAUUUCAUCAGAGGGUUUGUUGUUGUUUACUGAUAAGGCAAUAAACAUUUCCCCCCAUGGAUCCACAGGCA
Molecule: messenger RNA, 1599 nt
Organism: Stegastes partitus (bicolor damselfish)
Lineage: Eukaryota; Metazoa; Chordata; Actinopteri; Pomacentridae
Gene: nagk
Product: N-acetylglucosamine kinase
Exons: 10
Coding region: 34-1077 (347 amino acids)
Molecular function (GO): N-acetylglucosamine kinase activity
Source: RefSeq, a predicted model, not a curated record